AUGUCCUCCUCGCGCUCGGGUCGCUCAUCUCACGGUCAUAAGAAGGAGAAGGGUGCUCAGCGUUCCGUUCGGCGGAUAAUCGAGUCUCUCCAGUCCCACAGUGUCAAUACCCUCACAGAACUAGUGCGAGUUGAGCGCAUAGCGGCGACCUGUGAUGAGAGCGACGCUGUGGCAUUUCAAGGCCCCAUGACCGAGGCAUGGAGCCACUAUGUCAGUAGCAACCAGUUUCUGACUGAGCUAAGAGGAUUGACAAGAAGCUACCCGUUCUGCGGGGAUAUCGUGACGGACGCCCAAAUGAGAGUGCGGAGCGACCCGGAGAGCAAUCGCAGUUGGAACAUGGCCUGGCUUUGCCUUCAAAAAAUUGUGAAUGACAACCUUGUGGCUACGUAUGCUGCCAUGGAAUCCAUGAGGCCGGAGAUGUGGGGUGGACGUGAACCUACGCCAGAGGAAGCCGACCAGCUGGCUCAGUGUUUUGAAUUCGAAUGGAACAAUGCUGUCAGCACGAUGUUGCGCCAUUGGUCCGUCGCCCCAACCUGGCUUACGAGCAUGCGACAGGACGUCCGAUUUGCCUCAUACAUUCUGUUCCCGAAGUUCAGUACCAAGAUCAGGAUGGAAGACGUCGACAGGGUUAGGGUCGCUUACCGUUCUGGGUGGUGCGCCUGGCACAAAGAACACAUGGACUCUCAACAUGUCUUGCGUCCCGCUGCCGGGUGGCACACUGGCCCCUCACUCGCCAUCUCGAGCAAUGAGACAGUUGGUAGUGAUUCAGAACAGUCCGCGUCUCUGCCCGCGAUCUUGGCUGCCCUCGUCCCGUCCUUGAUCAGUGCAGUCUUCCUCCUGACCGUGUUUGUCCUGAUCAAACGGCCGCUCCGUAGAAUAUACUCACCAAGAACCUACAUCGAUGUCAUCCCGGAAAAAGAUCGCACACCUAUUUCAAGCCUGAAGCGCUUCGAGUGGGUCCGAACAAUUAGGCAGCUUGACGACAAAUUCGUUCUCGAGCACUCUUCCCUCGAUGCAUAUCUGUAUCUCCGGUUUUUGAAGACGUCCGUCUUCAUCUGCUUUGUCGGAGCUGCUAUCACCUGGAUCAUACUUUUCCCCGUGAAUGCUACCGGCGGUGGAGAUGCAUCCCAGCUUGACAGACUCGGCUUCGGUAAUGUGCGCCACAAGCAUCGAUUAUAUGCUCAUGCCGUAGUGGCUUGGGUGUAUUUCGGAUUCGUAAUGGUCAUCAUUGCCAGGGAACGUAUGUGGCUCGUUGGACUUCGUCAAGCAUGGUACUUAGCUCGCGCGAAUGCAUCGCGACUCUCUUCACGGACGGUUCUUUAUCUCGACCCGCCAAAGGAGGCUUCCACAGUCUCUGAUCCGCAGCAGAACUUUGGCAGUGAUGCGAGAAAUCAGUGGAUUGUCAACAAGACCAAGUCGCUUGAUGACGAGGUUGAGUCGAGGAAUGACAGGACAGUGAGGCUGGAAUUCGCUGAAGUCUCGUUUCUGAGGCAGGCCAGCAAAAACAUCGCCAAAACCCGCCGGAGAGAAGGCCUAGAGGCCGACGGAAUUGCAAAUGAUGCAGCAAUCGAGAGUGCACGUCCCCGUGAGCGACAAUACUACCUCACCAGCAAUGCAGCCGAUCUCAUCCAACACCUGCGCAACGAGGUAAAGGAAGCGGUGCACAAGGUUGGCGAGAAACGGGAAUCCUACUCGGCUGAGAGUUCACAUGGACGUAAUCGAUGCGCAAUAUUCGUCGAGUACGCGACCCAAUCGGCUGCGCAGCGAGCCUACCGGGGAGAAUCCAAAUCUCGUCUUCCGGUGCCUUCCAGCCUCGCCGUCCAAUCAAGGCUCAUCGGCGUGGUUCCGAACGAAAUUAUCUGGCGCAACCUCGCAAUGCCCCAGGCUGAGCGGCUGUCCAAGAAAUCCAUUGCGAACCUCCUCAUCGCUGUACUGAUCAUAUUUUGGUCUAUUCCAACGGCCAUCAUUGGCACCAUUUCGAAUGUGAACUACCUGGCCGACAAUGUGUCCUGGCUAUCGUGGAUCAACAGCCUUCCAGAUCCGCUUUUGGGGCUUCUCACCGGCUUUCUGCCUCCAUUUCUCACGAGCCAGUUUGCGUCAUACCUACCGAACUUAAUGCGACAUGUCGCCAAAGCCUCAGGACAGCCCACCACAGUCACUGCAGAAUUGCAGGUGCAAGCUUGGUAUUACGCGUUCCAGAUUAUUCAGGUCUUCCUCGUCACAGCUCUUUCUUCAUCGGCCACGGCGUUCAUCCCUAAGAUCAUCAAUGAGCCUCACCAUAUCCCACAGCUUCUCGCCGACAAUCUUCCGAAAUCAUCGAACUUCUAUCUGACUUACUUCAUAUUGCAGGGUCUUGCCUCGUCCGUGAAGAACAUCAUGAAUUGGUCGGACUUGCUUGAGUACCUGUUUUUCGAGAUAUUCAUCUACAAAACCCCACGUGAUAAGUACAAUCAGUAUACCAGCCUCAAGGGCAUUGCAUGGGGUAAAGUAUAUCCGAAGUUCACCAAUUUCGUCAUCAUCGCCCUGGCUUACAGCUGCAUAUCGCCUCUUGUUCUGGGGUUUGCGGCUGUGGGACUGUCCCUCUUCUACUUCAGCUACCGAUACACCCUGUUGUUCAUGGUACAGCCGAAAAUCGAGACCAAGGGAAAAUGCUAUACACGCGCACUACAGCAAAUACUCGCGGGUAUCUAUAUUGGCGAAUUGUGCCUGAUCGGACUUUUCGGUCUCCGGAAGGCCAAGGGCCCAGCAAUCUUGCUAGUUGUCCUAUUCUUCGCAACCAUUGCGUACAACAUCUUGACGAAUCGUUACCUAAAUCCGCUAGAGGAUCAUUUUCCAGACCAUAUGCUCUCGGCCGAUGCCGAGAAUGGGGAGCAGGAUCCUCUUCUCUCUGCCGCAGAGGAAGGUCAGGCUGUCGCUGCUGGUGAUGCUCAGGCAGAUGAGCACGAGCGAUCUCAUAUCCAGCGUCUUGGCCGAGAGAUGCACCUCCCACAAAAGGUCAUCUCUCCAAUCGCACGGUUCCUUGAGCCUCACGUAUAUGCUUCGCACAAAGCCAUGCGUGCUUUUCUCGCUCGCACAGGAGCCGAGACCGAUCCCGCUCCUGAAUAUAGUGAGGAAGAGAUCAAGAAAGCAUACCAAAAUCCCAGUCUCACAAGCAAGGCACCGGUCAUAUGGUUGCCGAGGGAUAAUUAUGGGCUGAGUAAGAAGGAGGUCGAAAGCCUGGGUGCGGAAAAUUUGGAAGCUACGGACGAGGGAGCUUGGGUAAAUAGUAAGGGUAAAGUGGAUUUUGAGAGGAGUGACCUGAGGGGUCUACCGCUUUGGAAGCAGCCCAAAGCGUACUAA
Messenger RNA from Diaporthe amygdali, 3339 nucleotides. RefSeq lists its product as uncharacterized. Gene Ontology annotation, molecular function: calcium-activated cation channel activity. NCBI's taxonomy places the organism in Eukaryota, Fungi, Ascomycota, Sordariomycetes, Diaporthales, Diaporthaceae. Gene Ontology annotation, cellular component: plasma membrane. The record is from RefSeq and is a predicted model, not a curated record. The transcript is spliced from 11 exons. Bases 1 to 3339 code for a protein of 1112 amino acids.